Messenger RNA from Paramecium octaurelia, 861 nucleotides. Lineage: Eukaryota; Ciliophora; Oligohymenophorea; Peniculida; Parameciidae. The record is from the annotation of a GenBank genome assembly.
AUGCAAUAAUUAAUCUCAAAAGAAGAUUAUUAGACUUAUUUAAAGGGCAUUGGGCUUCCAACAGACAUUAAAUUAUCAGUUUCUGUUGAGUCUUUAUAUCUCAUAGCCAACAGACAAAUAAUUUACAAUUUUUACUAAAACGCAGAGUUACACUUGAAAGAAUUGAAGCCAAUUUCGCUUGAGUUUGGUGAUAUAUUGCAGAGACUGUGUGUUCAAAAGAGAGGGGGCCUUUGUUAUGAACAUGAACUUCUUCUUUACUAUAUUUUAAAAUAUUUAGGAUUCUAAGUGGAAUUGAUUAGAUGCUAAGUUCGAGAGCCAAAUGGUCCAUACAACCCAGAUCUUCCUAGUACACAUGCAUUUUUAUGUGUUCAAAUAAAAGAUGAAACAUAUUUAGUGGAUCCAGGUUUUGGAACGAGAUCCUAUAGAUUCCCCAUUAAAGUAAACUUUUAAGAUUUGACUCAAACUCAUGAUUUAUUUGCAUAAGAACACUAUAGAAUUCAAGAAAAUGAGACUCAUUAUUAAUUUUAACAUCAUAUCGAUGAUAAUUGGGUCACCUAUUACGAUUUUGAGAAGCCCUUGAAAUUCGGUUCUGUUGAGGAUAUUCAUAAUGAUUACUUGAAUCUGUUUACUUGUAAAUAAUUUUUAGGAGUCAGAGACAGUAGAUUUGUGGUUUGCAGAAAUACAGAAUAUGGAAGGAUUUAAUAUCUGUGGUUUAGAUUGGAAAAGGAGUUUACGGCAUUUAAGAAAAUCUUGAAAUUUAAUGAAGUAAUUAAGAUCGAAUUUGAAUCGUAUGAUCAUCUAAGAGAGGAUGUGAAGAAGGAAGUAGGAUUUGAAUUGCCUGAACAUGGAUUGCUAAGAUGA